CCCAAGGAGGAGGAGCUGCGGGCGGCGGUGGAGGUCCUGCGGGGCUGCGGCCUGCACUCGGUGCUCGAGGAGUGGUUCCUGGAGGUGCUGCAGAGCGACCUGCAGGCCAGCAUCGCGCCGGAGUUCUGGAACGCGCUCUCCCAGCGCGAGAACCGCGCCGACGAGCCCCAGAGCCUGCUGCUGCUGCUCGACGCCUUCGGCCUGCUGGAGAGCCGCCUGGACCCCUACCUGCGCAGUCUGGAGCUCCUGGAGAAGUGGACGCGCCUGGGCCUGCUGCUGGGCACCGGCGCCCAGGGGCUGCGGGAGAAGGUCCACACCACUUUGCGGGGCGUCCUGUUCUUCUCCACCCCCAGAAGCUUCCAGGAGCUGAUCCAGCGGCUGUACGGGCGCUUCCUGAGGGUCUACAUGCAGAGCAAGAGGAAGGGCGAGGGCGGCACGGACCCCGAGCUGGAGGGGGAGCUGGACAGCAGGUACGCGCGGCGCCGCUACUACCGGCUCCUGCAGAGCCCGCUGUGCGCCGGCUGCGGCAGCGACAAGCAGCAGUGCUGGUGCCGCCUGGCCCUGGAGCAGUUCCAGCAGCUCAGCCUGACCCUGUGA
Messenger RNA from Condylura cristata (star-nosed mole), 597 nucleotides. RefSeq names its product anaphase promoting complex subunit 2 (gene ANAPC2). The transcript has a single exon. The record is from RefSeq and is a predicted model, not a curated record. The annotation marks the transcript as partial. Gene Ontology annotation, cellular component: anaphase-promoting complex. Lineage: Eukaryota; Metazoa; Chordata; Mammalia; Eulipotyphla; Talpidae.